This is a messenger RNA of Symbiodinium sp. CCMP2456, 1494 nucleotides long. NCBI's taxonomy places the organism in Eukaryota, Dinophyceae, Suessiales, Symbiodiniaceae. The record is from the annotation of a GenBank genome assembly.
AUGGACGGCAAGAAGCCCAUCCGUGAAGUUGCCGUGGAGAGCUCGCCGAAGAAAGUGCCUCGUCGCUUUUGCAGGUUCGGACGUGGUCGAGGAUGUAACUGCUGUGGAGUCGACCUUGCAGAGCUUGGGCUGGUCAGUGCAACCUCCGUCAACCACAAGUGGCAUCAGGAUGCCAGCCGGACUGAGCCCUUUUUGUCGCACUGCUGCACCUCCUGGAGCGGGAUGCCCUAUGUCGAUGUUCAUUGCCAUCUCGAAGAUGUCGUCCAAGAGAUCCGGCGGCGUCAAGCUGUCCCAAGCUUGAACAAGGAGCCUGGGGACUUGACAGACGAGGAGCUCGCAUUGUGGACGGAGCUUGGAUGGAUGGAGGUCGAAAAUACGGAGGCAGCGGCUCCAGGACGCCACUGGACGCAAACCUGGGGACAGCUAUCAGUGAGCCAGAGGAAUGCAGCUUCGUCCUUGGGGUACACAGAGACGAGCUGGAACAGGAACAAGUGGCUCCUACCACGCUUGUCGUGGGAAGAGUUGGAGACGAAAACACGAUCCCUACUCAUGGUUCUGGGGGAGACCCAGAGAUCUUGGGAUGGCUGGAGCACGCAGUCUUGGAAGACGCAGAGCGUGGACUCAGGUGAGGCGCGCCAUCUGGCGAGGAUGCGAGCGCUGAAUGAAGACCGGCCGUGGACAGAGCUGACGCCGAGCCAGAGGACAGCAGCCGCAGCUCUCGGGUUCACGAAGGAGAUCUGGAUGCUUGAGGAUAUAGCAGAUUUGCACACUGUGGUGGAAGUGCACUUUGGAGCAGGCUUCGAAGGUUGCAUCACACAAGGAUGCGACGUCGAAUCCCUCCCCAUGGCGAAGCACCUGGCACUGAGCCACCCGAUGGUAUUCGUUACCUUCGGUUGCCACCCGAAGGCGGCAUGGUUCUACACCGAUGACUUCGAGGCCACUCUGCUGUCCUACAUCAAAGCCUGUGGUGAGAAAGUGGUUGGCUUCGGCGAGUUUGGACUGGACUUCUCCCAUCCCUACUUCGGGCCGAAUGAGGAUAAUCGCCAACAGCAACGGCAGGUCUUCGUGAGACAGCUGGAGCUUGCGGUUUCGCUGUCGAUGCCUCUGGUGAUCCACAGCCGAGACGCUGACGCGGAUACGCUGCAGCUGAUGCGCGGAAGAGUUCCAAAAGCUCACAAGGUUCAUGUGCACGCCCACCGCGGCAGCAUCAGCUUCAUGAAGCAGCUGCUCGCAGAGUGGAGCCAGCUGUAUAUUGGAAUGCCAGGAAUUCUGACUAUGGAGGAUGCGCAUGCUAAGGAGCUCGUUCGACAGUGCCCGUUGGAAAGAAUGGUUGUUGAGACUGACGCACCCUACCUUCCCGUUCAAGGCCACUGGUUAAGCCAUCCUGGCCUCAUACCAGAAGUGAUAGCCAAAGUUGCUGAGCUGAAAGGUAUGGACCUUCGUCGCGUUGCGACGGCGCUUCGUGCGAAUGCGACUGCUUUGUACGGCAUCUAG